Molecule: messenger RNA, 1006 nt
Organism: Hevea brasiliensis (rubber tree)
Lineage: Eukaryota; Viridiplantae; Streptophyta; Magnoliopsida; Malpighiales; Euphorbiaceae
Exons: 3
Coding region: 128-838 (236 amino acids)
Source: RefSeq, a predicted model, not a curated record
ACAACUCCCUUACUCUUCCCCAACCACUGUCCAGUGUCCUCCUCUUCAGUCCCCACUGGCCAGUGCUGAAAUUGUUGAUUCCUCAUUAGAUAUCCUCUCCAGUUUCCAAUUAAGACAUAACACUGUCAUGGAAGAAGCAAUAUCAGCCCAGGAUCCACCAACCCAAGACCCGAACCUAGACUCAAACCCAGUAGACACAGACCCAGCUUUCCCUUCGCAUACACCACCGCCGCCAGCACCACAGGCGACAGCAGCUGCAGCACCACCGGUGACAGCGGCUGCAGCAUCAACACCACCACCACCUCCUCCUCCAGUAACUGCUUGUCUCCCUCCCAAAGACAAGAAAAGACCGCUUGAAUUUGAAGGUUAUGUCCAAAUCCAAGACUGCAGCUACUUCAAGAUGCGUGCUGUUCUCAAAGAUAUUCGUCCCCAUUUACUCCAGGUGCUUCAAACAGUGGAUUUUCGGAGUUGCAAAGGAGCUGAUGAACUUCGAGAGAGGUUAAAGCUACUAAUGGAACUUUACAAACAGAUGACUGCUGAAGCAGUCGCCACAACGAAGCCUAAGAAUGAACUUGAAGGGCAGCUCUUGUCAAGUGAAAAUGGGGCUGUGCAAAAACCCCAGGAACAGCUUCAAGAACUUAAGCCAGCAAAUCAGCCUCAAUCUGAUCGACUUCUUGCAAAACCACCUGAAAGUAAUGAGGCUAUAUAUCUUGAGGAGCAAUCAUAUUAUAUAGGUGGAUCUGCUUUUGGCUGGAAUUUUAUUACUUUUUCAGGUAAUAAACCUGUCUACUAUGGGAAAACAAAGGAAUCAUUCCGGGCUGCUCGAGUGGCUUUGUAGGGUAUCAAUGUUUGUUGUUACUUGUUAGUUGAAGGAAAAUAACAAUAGAAUGCUUUGAACCUCCAAUUACAUUCAUGUAAUGGGAUUUUUAGAUUUUACCAGUUGUGUAAAUCUUUUGUUGGAAUGGUUGUAGAAUAUGCAAGAUUUCAGAAGAAAUUUGCUGAUUAA